UGAUUGACAUUUCAUGACUCUCAAACUCCCCAGUCUCCAUACUUUCCGUUUUUUUCCUUGCUCCGUCUCCUUUCUUUCUUCUAUUAGUCCUUCACAAGAGCUUUCAUUCAAUGGCUGCUUAUAAUCUCCACUAUACUAGCGCCUUUAGACUUCAUAAGCCAACUUUGUCAAGUUUUUCUUACCGGCAGCCUAUAUUAUGCCAUGCGCCAAGGAAAAUGACGACGUCCCAAGAUCAAUCUUCCUAUCGUGCCUCUAUAACGGCGGACAUAGAGGCCCAUCUCAAGCAAGCCAUCCCUCUCAAGUCUCCUCUAUCUGUCUAUGCGCCCAUGCACCACAUGACGUUUUCCGCGCCGCCGAAUCCAGCGCCUGCCUUGUGUGUGGCGGCGUGUGAGCUUGUUGGCGGCGACCGGAGCAAGGCCAUGGCGGCAGCAUCCGCCUUGCACCUCAUGCAUGCAGCCAGCUUCACUCAUGAGCACCUCCCCUUGACGGACAGGCCCAAGCCCAAGCCCAAGCCCAAGCCCACGGUGGACCAUCCUUUCAACCCAAACAUUGAGCUUCUUAUUCCGGAUGCAAUGGUCCCUUUUGCGUAUGAGCUCUCGGCCGUGUCGGAUGAUCCGACCCAAGAUACUUCGGGUCGGGUCUUAAGGGUUAUUGUGGAGCUCGCACGUGUCAUGGGCUCACAAGGGAUUGUUGACGCCCAAUACCGAGAAGUGCUAGUCAGCCCAUUGGACGGUAGGGAGUUAAACGACAUCGAAUGGGUUGAUGACAUGUGUCGGAGAAAGGAAGGCCGGCUACACGCGUGUGCCGCGGCUUGUGGGGCCAUCUUAGGAGGGGCAAAUGAGGAAGAGGUAGAAAGGUUGAGAAAAUAUGGUCUUUAUGUGGGAAUUAUGCAAGGAUACACAAAUAGGCUUGGAAGGAGAGUGAAGGAAUUAGAGAGAGUGGUGGAGCUAAGAAAUUUGGCAAUGAAGGAAUUAGAUCAUUUCAAGGGAAGGAAGGUGGAGGAAAUCUCUAGCUUUAUUGUUGGUCUAUAGGGUACACUAUUAUUAUUAUUAUUAUUAUUAUUAUUAUUAUUAUUAUUGUUAGUGAAGGAGAUGGGACAGGGCAUGAUCAUGUGAGUGCUGUUUGUGUCGUGCACCGACAUUAAAUAUAUAUUGCCAAAUUUGCACGUA
This is a messenger RNA of Morus notabilis, 1169 nucleotides long. Its product is annotated as heterodimeric geranylgeranyl pyrophosphate synthase small subunit, chloroplastic. Lineage: Eukaryota; Viridiplantae; Streptophyta; Magnoliopsida; Rosales; Moraceae. Gene Ontology annotation, molecular function: prenyltransferase activity. Bases 111 to 1031 code for a protein of 306 amino acids. The record is from RefSeq and is a predicted model, not a curated record. The transcript has a single exon.